Plasmodium yoelii is the source of this 1506-nucleotide messenger RNA. Its product is annotated as conserved Plasmodium protein, unknown function. NCBI's taxonomy places the organism in Eukaryota, Apicomplexa, Aconoidasida, Haemosporida, Plasmodiidae. The transcript has a single exon. The coding region runs from base 1 to 1506 and encodes 501 amino acids. The record is from RefSeq and is a predicted model, not a curated record.
AUGUUGAAGUUGAACAAAAUAAACCGAACUAAUAAUGCUUAUCAAUUGCUAAAUAAGGAGAGAAACAAAAUAAGUGUUCCAAUAAACGAUUACACUGAAAUAGUACCGAACAAUAACAGUAAAUUUUGCAAAAAUAAAUAUAAAAAUAUUGGAAAUUUACACAAUAUUAUCCAUAGUAGUGUGUUAAAAAGUUAUAAAAAUGCUUAUUUUUAUAAAAAUAUGUUAAAGAUUGCAGAAAAUAAACAAAAUGAACUUAGUCUACAUCAAAUAAACACAAUUUUAAAAUCAUUGAUAAAGGCAAAAAUAUACAAAUAUUCAUUAUUCCAUUCCUUCCAAAUUCCUAUUUUAAGAUAUAUAAAUUCAAUAACUUGUUUAAUUCAUAAGAUAGAGAAUACUAAUAUAUACAUAAAAAAGGAAAGUUGGAAAGAAAAAACAAAUCAAGAGGGUCUUAAUAAUAAUGUGGAAUUUACAAAUAAUUUAUGUAAAAAAUUACAUUUAAAUUUAAACAAAUAUAAAAUUGAUAAGCCAAAUGUAGAUAUAAAUUUAUAUAUAAUAUCUGAUCAAAUUAAUAUUCUAGUUGACAUUUUUAAUGCUUAUAUGCAUGUUUUAAAUUUCCGUUUUAAUUAUUUAUGCAAUACCUUAUUUUUUUUUAUAACAAAAAAUUAUGUAUAUAUAAAUGAAAAAGACAAAAUAGCGAAGAUUUGGAGCAUGUAUAUACUGGUAUUUAUGUCGAGGAAUAAUAUUAUACAGACAGAUAAAGGUAACGCAAAAAUUGAAAAUAAUAAAAUUGAAAAUAAUAAAAGUGGUGAUAAUAAAAGUGGUGAUAAUAAAAGUGGUGACAAUAAAAGUGGUGACAAUAAAAGUGGUGAUAAUAAAAGCGUUCAUAAUAAAAGCGUUCAUAAUAAUGUUAACAAAAUUAGUUCUCAUAAAAUAGGAAACUCAAACCAGGCCAUUUCAUAUAUCAACAAUUGUUCAAAUAUGAACAGAACAAUACCAUUAACAAAAAAAGCAAAUAAGAUAAUUUUAUAUAGACAUAAACACAUUUGCAAUAUUAAUAUCAAAACUGUUUACAAUUAUAAUAUUAUUGUAUAUAAAAAUAACAAAAAAAAUAAUGUUCCAUAUUGUAAUAAAAUUUUUUGUAGAAAUAAUAUUAUUAGUCUAUGCAAAUAUAUCAUUUUAAUUUUUUUAAAAAAUCAAAAUAUAGAUUUAAGCAAAAAAAAAAAAAUAUGUGUGCGUGUGGAAAAUAUAAAUAAUUUUAUAUCUAAUGGAUAUAUGUAUAAGUUAAUAAACUCAAAAACACCAAGAUAUUCACAAAUCAAAUAUUUAAUAAAAUAUAAUUAUAUAGAAAAUCCUAUACUUUUAACGGGAAAAUAUUUCCCUAUUCAACUUUUAAGGGAUAACAAUUUUCUUUUAAACUUAUUAAAUCGGAUGAUUGAAUUGAAAAUCAAUUCAAAUAUUUGUCGAAAAUAUAUUGAGAAGAAAAUAUACGAAACCCUGAAAAAAUAA